UAAACCUGUUUGGCGGCCGCGCCGGGGCGGAUCGUGCGGCCGGCGGCUCCCUCGCGGCUCGCGGCGUCGGGGCCCGUGGCGCGCGCGCGCGCGGCCGCCCCUCGGCCCCGGAGCCCCUCGGCGGCGCCACCAUGUACUCGGGAGCCGGUCCCGAUCUCCGCACGCCUGCCUCCCCGCUGUGUGACCCUGAUCGUCCAUCCCAACCCAUCCCGGCUGUGAAGUGGUGCCAGCGGUGGACCGCUUUACAGAGCUCUCCGUGCCGGCUGAGAAAAUGAACCCCGUGUGCGCAUUCACACGGGCCUGUCAGUGGGAUGACGGACAUCGUUACAGACGCUGAAGGCCGAGGCCUCACCUAGCCUCGACUCCCUGCAGGAUCCCACCACGUGCUGGGGAGGAGACUGCUCGCACCCCCUGCACCACCACCGCCACCCAUCCAAGGAUAUGCCUUCAAGCCUCCACCCAGACCCGACUUCGGGACCUCCGGGAGAACAAUCAAGUUACAGGCCAACUUCUUUGAAAUGGACAUUCCAAAAAUGGACAUCUAUCAUUAUGAGUUGGACAUCAAGCCAGAGAAAUGCCCAAGGAGAGUUAACAGGGAAAUAGUGGAACAUAUGGUUCAGCACUUUAAAACACAGAUCUUUGGGGAUCGGAAACCAGUGUUUGAUGGAAGGAAGAAUCUCUACACAGCGAUGCCCCUUCCAAUUGGGAGGGAUAAGGUGGAGCUGGAGGUCACGUUGCCGGGAGAAGGGAAGGACCGCAUCUUCAAGGUGUCCAUCAAGUGGGUGUCCUGCGUGAGCUUACAGGCGUUACACGAUGCACUUUCGGGGCGUCUGCCCAGCGUCCCCUUUGAGACGAUCCAGGCCCUGGACGUGGUCAUGAGGCAUUUGCCGUCCAUGAGGUACACCCCUGUGGGCCGCUCCUUCUUCACGGCGUCCGAGGGCUGCUCCAACCCGCUGGGCGGGGGCCGGGAGGUGUGGUUCGGCUUCCAUCAGUCCGUCCGGCCUUCUCUUUGGAAGAUGAUGCUGAACAUCGACGUCUCGGCGACAGCGUUUUAUAAGGCACAGCCAGUAAUCGAGUUUGUGUGUGAAGUUUUGGAUUUUAAAAGUAUUGAAGAACAACAAAAACCUCUGACAGAUUCCCAAAGGGUUAAGUUUACCAAAGAAAUCAAAGGUCUAAAGGUGGAGAUAACGCACUGCGGGCAGAUGAAGAGGAAGUACCGCGUCUGCAACGUGACCCGGCGGCCUGCCAGCCACCAAACGUUCCCCCUGCAGCAGGAGAGCGGGCAGACGGUGGAGUGCACGGUGGCCCAGUACUUCAAGGACAGGCACAAGCUGGUUCUGCGCUACCCCCACCUCCCAUGUUUACAAGUUGGACAGGAGCAGAAACACACCUACCUUCCCCUGGAGGUCUGUAACAUCGUGGCGGGACAGAGAUGUAUAAAGAAGCUGACCGACAAUCAGACCUCAACCAUGAUCAGAGCGACUGCCAGGUCAGCCCCCGAUCGGCAGGAGGAGAUUAGCAAGCUGAUGAGAAGUGCCAGUUUUAAUACAGAUCCGUAUGUUCGUGAAUUUGGAAUCAUGGUCAAAGACGAGAUGACCGAUGUGACCGGGCGGGUCCUCCAGCCACCCUCCAUCCUCUAUGGGGGCCGGAAUAAAGCGAUUGCCACCCCUGUCCAGGGCGUCUGGGACAUGAGGAACAAGCAGUUCCACACGGGCAUUGAGAUCAAGGUGUGGGCCAUCGCGUGCUUCGCUCCCCAGCGCCAGUGCACGGAGGUCCACCUCAAGUCCUUCACAGAGCAGCUCAGAAAGAUCUCCAGAGACGCGGGCAUGCCCAUCCAGGGCCAGCCGUGCUUCUGCAAAUACGCGCAAGGGGCGGACAGCGUGGAGCCCAUGUUCAGGCAUCUGAAGAACACGUACGCGGGCCUGCAGCUGGUGGUGGUCAUCCUGCCUGGAAAAACCCCCGUUUACGCCGAGGUCAAGCGUGUGGGAGACACGGUGCUGGGGAUGGCCACACAGUGUGUGCAGAUGAAGAACGUUCAGAGGACCACGCCGCAGACCUUGUCCAACCUCUGCCUGAAGAUCAAUGUCAAACUGGGGGGCGUGAACAACAUCCUGCUGCCACAGGGGAGGCCUCCCGUGUUCCAGCAGCCCGUCAUCUUCCUGGGGGCAGAUGUCACUCACCCACCCGCCGGGGACGGGAAGAAGCCGUCCAUCGCAGCCGUCGUGGGCAGCAUGGACGCCCACCCGAACCGCUACUGCGCCACUGUGCGCGUCCAGCAGCACCGGCAGGAGAUCAUCCAGGACCUGGCGGCCAUGGUGCGCGAGCUCCUCAUCCAGUUCUACAAGUCCACGCGCUUCAAGCCCACCCGCAUCAUCUUCUACCGCGACGGCGUCUCCGAAGGCCAGUUCCAGCAGGUUCUUCACCACGAGUUACUGGCCAUCCGUGAGGCAUGCAUUAAGUUAGAAAAAGACUACCAGCCGGGGAUCACAUUCAUAGUGGUCCAGAAGAGGCACCACACGCGGCUCUUCUGCACUGACAAGAACGAGCGGGUUGGGAAAAGCGGAAACAUUCCAGCAGGCACAACCGUGGACACGAAAAUCACCCACCCGACUGAGUUUGACUUCUACCUGUGUAGUCAUGCUGGCAUCCAGGGCACAAGCAGGCCUUCCCACUAUCACGUGCUUUGGGAUGACAAUCGUUUCUCUUCCGAUGAGCUGCAGAUUCUCACCUACCAGCUGUGUCACACCUACGUGCGCUGCACACGCUCCGUGUCCAUCCCGGCGCCAGCGUACUACGCGCACCUGGUGGCCUUCCGGGCCAGGUACCACCUGGUGGAUAAAGAACAUGAUAGUGCUGAAGGAAGCCAUACCUCCGGGCAGAGUAACGGACGAGACCAUCAGGCGUUAGCAAAAGCAGUCCAGGUCCAUCAGGACACUCUGCGCACCAUGUACUUUGCUUGACGUGUCUUAGUGUUUACGAUCGUGUACCGAGUUGGAUUCACAUGAGACCAGCUACCCUCAGAGCAACAAAUGCCCAGCACUUCCGUGACAGCCAGCAUCAAACAUGAAACAUCAUUGAUUUUAGUAGAUUCUGCAUUUUCCAGAAGGCCUUCUGUCCCAGAUUUCAGACUUGGAUUUUGAACUGCAGACCUGUAUGAGACCCCAUUGUCGUAGGAAAUAUGGUUUGCCAAAAUCUUACAAGCUGCUUGUUAAAAUAGAGUCCCGUGUUUCCUAAAAAUCUCGUAAAACCAGUCUAUGAACUCAGGGCUUUAAAACAUUUUUAAUUUAUUUGGUCAUUCAAUUUACUUGUUUUUAACUCAUAAUUCUAUGAAAUUGAUGGGCUCAAACUAGCUGUGAACGUGCUGUGAGCGUGAAAGCAACACAAAACACGUGGUUUUAAAGCCUUGAACAUUCUGACAUUGUCACUAAAGUUUAUUUCAGAGUGACACCAGUGUGCUCCUGACCUGGCUCCACCAGCUGUCCAGGCCCCCGAGGACAGGGGCCGGGCGAGGUGCCCGGUGUCUCUCGUUCUGCCACUGCCCGCCUUUCACGCAGCUCGAAGGAAGGAGCGGUGGCAGAAGAUGGGCCGAGUGUGUUUACAACAUUUAUAGGUCCAGAGAGAUUGGCACAAGUGCCAUUUUAAUAAAAAUUUAUUUAAGAAAAGAAAAAGACAAUAUGCUGACAGUCUAAUCAUAAGAUUUGUCCUAUAGGACUGUGACAUUUAUUUUCCAAAGUUUCUAAAGAAUACGGGUCUGUGGUGAUAAAUACAGUACAAUCCUUUUUUCACUGUUAUGUCUUUAAUGUAAGAGAAAAAAUAUAUAUAUCUGGUUUGCAGUA
Molecule: messenger RNA, 3836 nt
Organism: Hippopotamus amphibius kiboko
Lineage: Eukaryota; Metazoa; Chordata; Mammalia; Artiodactyla; Hippopotamidae
Gene: AGO2
Product: argonaute RISC catalytic component 2
Exons: 20
Coding region: 519-2960 (813 amino acids)
Biological process (GO): regulation of DNA-templated transcription; regulatory ncRNA-mediated gene silencing
Cellular component (GO): RISC complex
Molecular function (GO): RNA binding; protein binding; endoribonuclease activity, cleaving siRNA-paired mRNA
Source: RefSeq, a predicted model, not a curated record